This is a messenger RNA of Protopolystoma xenopodis, 312 nucleotides long. The record is from the annotation of a GenBank genome assembly. NCBI's taxonomy places the organism in Eukaryota, Metazoa, Platyhelminthes, Monogenea, Polystomatidea, Polystomatidae.
AUGUAUUAUGGCCGAGAUGAUGUCUGUCAAGAUGGUACAGACGAGAGCUUAGCACAAGUUCAUCGGUGUCGCAGGUCGGUGAGGCGAGGACCUCUCGACCUUAUUCAAAAGUCUUCACUCCACAGCAGUCUUGCUACAGUUUUCUGUGGCAACAAUAACUUAAGCGACACCCGCAUCGCAAAUCGUGGCCGAGUAGCGAAAUUCGGCGAUACCAGCGCCACUCUACUCACGAGUCGCUAUCGAAACCCGAAAUGGGCGCCGACGAGACCAGUUCAGGCGAGGUCGAACCUGCCGCCAGUCCAGUCGGGCUGA